Molecule: messenger RNA, 1295 nt
Organism: Colletotrichum godetiae
Lineage: Eukaryota; Fungi; Ascomycota; Sordariomycetes; Glomerellales; Glomerellaceae
Exons: 2
Coding region: 189-968 (259 amino acids)
Source: RefSeq, a predicted model, not a curated record
CGGUUCCCCCGCGAGCGAUCGUCGCACACAGAUUUUGAAGCGGUCAAGAAUUUGCGCGCUCCCACUUAUUCCUGCUCGUCCACUCAGUCGUUUUCAUGGACGCACCACGCUCGCUCUAAUUACUAGAAUAUUAAUCCUGUCGCUCGCUAUAUCACAACGGCACAUCGUCGUAACCAACUCUAAACAACAUGAUUAUCCCUCUUCUCAAUACGAGAUCCGGCGCAAAGACCGACUCCGAUCCCGUAGCUGCCGACUUCACCGCCGGACCGACCACCGGAGGCGGACCCAGCCAACGAACGCUCAUCAUAGUCUCCACAAUCCUCGGCUCCGCGUUCCUCCUCAUCAUCGCCAUUGUCAUCUACUUCACAAUAAGUCGCCGCCGUCGCAAGAGGCAAUUCGCAGAAGAAUACAAAAAUGCCUGUCUCCGUGACCCAGAUCUCACAUGGGAGGAGUACACCCGACGAUCGAAACUCACGCAGUCGCGCAUCAUCCUGGCCGAGGAGGAGUUGAGAGACACGAUUAUCCGCAAGUCGCUACAAAAUAGGUCAUCCGUCACAGUCACACCCAUCGCCGGCGCCGCCACUCCGGAUCUCCCCACCGAGCCCGUCUCACCACCCGCCAGGACACGGUCUAGGACGUGGCAUGGCCGCAGCAGAUCCAAGACGAGCAUCGACGCAGAGGAAGGCGAAGGGUUGCUCAAGUCCCUUAGCGGCGACUGGACCGAGCACGAAGCGCGCGUCGAGAGGACAUGGCAGCUUCUUCACAAGAAGUACCCCACGAGGCGGGUGACGCUACCGGUAGAAGAGGAGUCCGGCGGGCCGAUACGGCCGCCUACGAUCCGAUUGAAGACGCCGCCGUUGCUUUCGCAUCCCAUGUUCCGGGGCUGGAAUGCGGAAAAUACGGUGAAGCACUCGAGUUUGCCGACUUUGCCAACCGAGCUGGAGAAGAUGAGGCCCGCACAGAUUUGACGGUGUAAUGGAUCAAGAGUAAUGUUCAUGUCUAUAAUGUCUAUGACGUAUUAACGAAUAAUGGGAUUGGCCCGGACUUGGCCCAGGGCGGCGUUCGAUCAAGGUACAUAAGGAGGAUCUAUGCUACUGAAUAGGUAAUCGGGAGAAUUAGGCCAUAGACUGCAAGAUUUGACAUCUUGAAAAUAUCAACAACACGAUUCACUUAAUUCCCAUCCGUAAACAACACAAAGUCCAUUCGGACUAUUCUUCCUCAAUGUCCCAGGCUCACGGAGCUAUGAGGUAGUAGCGCUAUCUCGGGCUGGGGCAGGCGACCAUGCAUUCUGUUCC